GAGAAUUCCCCUGUGGUCCGGCACAGAAACAGCUGGAUCAGAUUUGGGCCUCCCGGAUCUCACUGGCGUUUCUGACGGCACUGCUCAGCCUGUUGGUGGCCAGCUUCAUUGGCACUGUGGCAGAUGCGGCGGAGUCCAGUGAAGGAGUCCUGGAUGAGCCUGCCUUGAUGUCAACGGCCAAUCUCUUCCGCCUGGCUCAGCGACGCUUGAGCGCAGGGUCCAAUCCCUUCGAAGGAAAACUGUUCUACGUCAAUCCUAGCUACAGGAGAUCGUUGGAGAGUAGCAUCGCGACAGCGGGAGAGGUGAAGGGAACCUUAGAGUCCAUGCGCGACAUCCCAUCCGCCUACUGGUUGGACAACAAGGGAAACUCGGCGGAGCGCAAAAACUUCUGUUGCGAGCGGAUUCCGGAUUCCAAAAAAGUUAAGCAGUUAAGAAAGAUCACAGGCAGCACGACGGAUUCCAUGGAGGGCAUUUUGGAGGAUGCGUUGAGCAAGCCUGUCCCAGAACUCGUGGUUUUCAUUGUGUAUGACCUGCCCAACCGCGAUUGUCAUGCAAAAGCAUCCAAUGGCGAGAUUUGCUGCAAGUACAAGGCGGAUGGCAGGUGUGACUACACAGAUGUCUCUGACGGGCAGUGCUCAGCAGGUUUGAAAGAGUACAAGGAGGAGUACAUUGAUCAGAUUGCUGCGGUGCUUGCCAAAUACUCCGGUCGUGUCCCCAUUGUGCUUGUGAUCGAGCCUGACUCUUUGCCAAACCUUUCUACCAAUCAGGGUGACCCUAGGUGUGGCAAUUCGGCAACAAAGAGUGCUUACAAGGGAGGUGUGAGCUAUGCUGUGAAAGCCUUGAAAGCCGCUGACCCAUAUGCUGCCAUCUAUUUGGAUGCUGGUCACGGUGGAUGGCUAGGAUGGAAAAACAAUAUGAAAGACUUCGUGAGAAUGAUUCGGUCUCUUGAUGUCACAGACCAUAUCCGUGGUUUUGCAUCCAAUGUGGCAGGCUACCAGCAUUUGGGUAAAGCCUGUGGUACUUAUGACUACUGCUUGGGUGGCCAGCACAACUAUGAUGAAUGCUGUGCGGACCCGUGUGGACUGAUCAGCAAAUGGAACCCCUCGCAGAAUGAGCUCAACUAUGCCCUUCACUUGCGGGAGGCCAUGUCAAAAGGCAUUAAUGGCUUUGUCCCCCACAUGAUCAUUGACACCGGCCGCAACGGUGCAUCGGGGAUGAGGAGCGAGUGCAAGAAUUGGUGCAACAUUCGCAAUGCUGGCGUCGGUCAUGUGGCAUCAACGGCCACAGACGUCCCCGACGUGGUGGAUGCCUACUUUUGGCUGAAGACUCCAGGUGAGUCCGAUGGUUGCACAGAAACCUUGCCUGACGGUGGCACAUGUCCCCGUUUUGAUGAGGACUGUGCCUCUCAGGACAGCAUUGGUAGCCACUAUGGGGAGCCGCGUGCACCGGAAGCAGGGCAAUGGUUCGACUACCAAGUGAAGCAACUGGCUCAGUUUGCCAAUCUUCAAUUUGAAGAAUCAACCACCACGACCGAACCGGGAGAGACCACUACGGCAGAAGACACCACCACAGGAUCAACGGAUGGUUCUACCACAGAAGUUUCCACCACCAGUGGGAACCCAAUCCCCAGUACUGGCAACCCUUUUGCAGACAAGGCAUUUUAUGUGAACCCCUCCUACAAAGAAUCCUUGAGCACCAGCAUUGCCACUGCCGACGGGGAGAUUCUGGCCAAUUUGCAGGCAAUGAUGGAUGUCCCCUCAGCAUAUUGGUUGGACCGGAAGACCAAGAUCACAGGCAGCACGACGGAUUCCAUGGAGGGCAUUUUGGAGGAUGCGUUGAACAAGCCUGUCCCAGAACUCGUGGUUUUCAUUGUGUAUGACCUGCCCAACCGCGAUUGUCAUGCAAAAGCAUCCAAUGGCGAGAUUUGCUGCAAGUACAAGGCGGAUGGCAGGUGUGACUACACAGAUGUCUCUGACGGGCAGUGCUCAGCAGGUUUGAAAGAGUACAAGGAGGAGUACAUUGAUCAGAUUGCUGCGGUGCUUGCCAAAUACUCCGGUCGUGUCCCCAUUGUGCUUGUGAUCGAGCCUGACUCUUUGCCAAACCUUUCUACCAAUCAGGGUGACCCUAGGUGUGGCAAUUCGGCAACAAAGAGUGCUUACAAGGGAGGUGUGAGCUAUGCUGUGAAAGCCUUGAAAGCCGCUGACCCAUAUGCUGCCAUCUAUUUGGAUGCUGGUCACGGUGGAUGGCUAGGCUACCAGCAUUUGGGUAAAGCCUGUGGUACUUAUGACUACUGCUUGGGUGGCCAGCACAACUAUGAUGAAUGCUGUGCGGACCCGUGUGGACUGAUCAGCAAAUGGAACCCCUCGCAGAAUGAGCUCAACUAUGCCCUUCACUUGCGGGAGGCCAUGUCAAAAGGCAUUAAUGGCUUUGUCCCCCACAUGAUCAUUGACACCGGCCGCAACGGUGCAUCGGGGAUGAGGAGCGAGUGCAAGAAUUGGUGCAACAUUCGCAAUGCUGGCGUCGGUCAUGUGGCAUCAACGGCCACAGACGUCCCCGACGUGGUGGAUGCCUACUUUUGGCUGAAGACUCCAGGUGAGUCCGAUGGUUGCACAGAAACCUUGCCUGACGGUGGCACAUGUCCCCGUUUUGAUGAGGACUGUGCCUCUCAGGACAGCAUUGGUAGCCACUAUGGGGAGCCGCGUGCACCGGAAGCAGGGCAAUGGUUCGACUACCAAGUGAAGCAACUGGCUCAGUUUGCCAAUCUUCAAUUUGAAGAAUCAACCACCACGACCGAACCGGGAGAGACCACUACGGCAGAAGACACCACCACAGGAUCAACGGAUGGUUCUACCACAGAAGUUUCCACCACCAGUGGGAACCCAAUCCCCAGUACUGGCAACCCUUUUGCAGACAAGGCAUUUUAUGUGAACCCCUCCUACAAAGAAUCCUUGAGCACCAGCAUUGCCACUGCCGACGGGGAGAUUCUGGCCAAUUUGCAGGCAAUGAUGGAUGUCCCCUCAGCAUAUUGGUUGGACCGGAAGACCAAGAUCACAGGCAGCACGACGGAUUCCAUGGAGGGCAUUUUGGAGGAUGCGUUGAACAAGCCUGUCCCAGAACUCGUGGUUUUCAUUGUGUAUGACCUGCCCAACCGCGAUUGUCAUGCAAAAGCAUCCAAUGGCGAGAUUUGCUGCAAGUACAAGGCGGAUGGCAGGUGUGACUACACAGAUGUCUCUGACGGGCAGUGCUCAGCAGGUUUGAAAGAGUACAAGGAGGAGUACAUUGAUCAGAUUGCUGCGGUGCUUGCCAAAUACUCCGGUCGUGUCCCCAUUGUGCUUGUGAUCGAGCCUGACUCUUUGCCAAACCUUUCUACCAAUCAGGGUGACCCUAGGUGUGGCAAUUCGGCAACAAAGAGUGCUUACAAGGGAGGUGUGAGCUAUGCUGUGAAAGCCUUGAAAGCCGCUGACCCAUAUGCUGCCAUCUAUUUGGAUGCUGGUCACGGUGGAUGGCUAGGCUACCAGCAUUUGGGUAAAGCCUGUGGUACUUAUGACUACUGCUUGGGUGGCCAGCACAACUAUGAUGAAUGCUGUGCGGAUCCGUGUGGACUGAUCAGCAAAUGGAACCCCUCGCAGAAUGAGCUCAACUAUGCCCUUCACUUGCGGGAGGCCAUGUCAAAAGGCAUUAAUGGCUUUGUCCCCCACAUGAUCAUUGACACCGGCCGCAACGGGGUUGCUGGCAUGAGGAGUGAGUGCAAGAAUUGGUGCAACAUUCGCGAUGCUGGCGUCGGUCAUGUGGCAUCAACGGCCACAGACGUCCCCGACGUGGUGGAUGCCUACUUUUGGCUGAAGACUCCAGGUGAGUCCGAUGGUUGCACAGAAACCUUGCCUGACGGUGGCACAUGUCCCCGUUUUGAUGAGGACUGUGCCUCUCAGGACAGCAUUGGUAGCCACUAUGGGGAGCCCCGUGCACCCGAAGCAGGGCAAUGGUUCGACUACCAAGUGAAGCAGCUGGCACAGUUUGCAAAAUUAUCAUGA
This is a messenger RNA of Cladocopium goreaui, 4031 nucleotides long. The record is from the annotation of a GenBank genome assembly. Lineage: Eukaryota; Dinophyceae; Suessiales; Symbiodiniaceae.